AUGACUCUGCCAAUGUACUCGAUACAACGGGACAACUUUUGGCAGCACGACACCAAAGUGACACGUGCUUCCAUCUACAGUGCCGACUACGAUCCGGCCAUGGACGAGGAUCUUCCACCAGUGCUUCCGCUAAAAGUCAGUCGGCAGCACACGCAAAAUCGAGGCCACUCAAAACUUCCCAUCUUCAAACAGGUCCGGUCCCUGCUACAUAGGCCACCGGCACUGCAGACGUCCAACAGCCAUGCCAAGCCGAAGGCCUCUGCACAGACGUUGGACCCGAACGAGAAGACAGAGUCAGGGCACGAAGCGCGACACUCAUAUGCUCCAGAACGAGGAUCACCUACCUAUCACGACCAGCGCAGCCCUUCGCCAGUCUCAGCGUUGGAAGCAGGCGAAGACACAAUCUACCCGUCCAGUCCACCACAGCUCGACUUUUACCCCCGAGCUUCCUCUCCGGUUUCACCUCUCUCGGGACAUGCUGGCCAAAACAACGCCAGGCCAACACCCGCAUCAACAUUUUACUCCCGUCUUCCCGAGGCCCCUGUGGCGAAUAUAAUCAAGCGCAAACCUGCCCCUCAGAGACAUUCAAUCUCCACCAUCGAGAACAUCAGUCCGCCACCUUCACGUGGUACUGAAGCCUUGGACUUUGCUGAUUUCUCACGGGGUGAUCCCAAGAGUCACUUCAGCUGGACCACUUGCGCUCCUUCAAUUCGUUCUUACACCGCAGAAAGCCUCCGUUUGAUCGACAUACCUGCUCGUCACAGACAGCAACAAUCUGAGUCUGCCCCACGGAGUCACUUCAGCUGGAGCACUGUCGGAACUCAGCAGAUACCUCUCGACUCACCACCCGCCAGUCCACCUCCUUCUGUGCCAAGCAAAUACCGCACUCCACCUGUUCAGUCGAUCCUGAGCCGGCACCGACCUAUUCAGCGUAUGGAUCACGACCAGUACAUCACGCCCCCACGCAAGUCCUCCCUUCCCGGAGGAGGCCUUUCGACCGAGAACACGACCAGGACUCCCUCUUCCACGACUUCCAAUCUCAACGUCGCAACUCGCGCCGCUGCCAUGUCCGACCCGCACCCCCCCGGCUCUGGUAAGAAGACGUUGCCACUGCCGCCAGACAUGCUCACACCGGUCUCUCCGCUUUCUCAUCUCGAGGCCCUUGACCGCGCCGAGGCUGACAAAGCACACCAACGUCGAAAUCUCGAGCGUGCAAUCUUCGAAUGGUCGAAACUAGAGAAUGCCAGUCCGAUGGAUGUGCCAUUUGCAACGGUGAGAGAUGCAAAGAAGAGGCUAGAGCAGUUGAGGGCUACUUUGGCGGAGAUUAGGUUGGAAGAGCGAGAGAUUGGAAUUGCGAUCAGUCGAGCGCGGAGAAAGGAGGGUGAGGAAGAAGGACUUUGGGUCAGACGGGUCACUGGAUAG
Messenger RNA from Zymoseptoria tritici IPO323, 1422 nucleotides. RefSeq lists its product as uncharacterized. The transcript has a single exon. The record is from RefSeq and is a predicted model, not a curated record. The coding region runs from base 1 to 1422 and encodes 473 amino acids. NCBI's taxonomy places the organism in Eukaryota, Fungi, Ascomycota, Dothideomycetes, Mycosphaerellales, Mycosphaerellaceae.